Messenger RNA from Penicillium coprophilum, 3423 nucleotides. RefSeq names its product vWFA and PH domain-containing RING finger protein. The coding region runs from base 1 to 3423 and encodes 1140 amino acids. The record is from RefSeq and is a predicted model, not a curated record. NCBI's taxonomy places the organism in Eukaryota, Fungi, Ascomycota, Eurotiomycetes, Eurotiales, Aspergillaceae. The transcript is spliced from 3 exons.
AUGUGGAAACGUUCACCUAGAUCGGAGGACUCUGGGAACGACUCAACUCACCAUCUAUCUGAGCUGGGUUUCCUAGGUCGAUCCAAAAAGUCCAAAAAACCGUCCUCUCGUUCCCCUCUCCGUUCAUUGCGUUCAUUCACCCGAGGUGUAAUAGACCGACCUAGCAGCAGUGUUUCCAACCAGACCGAUAUCACCCGGCCAAGAGCACCCUCGACGGUAUCUGGAUCGUAUCAUUCUGCUUACCCUGAACCCGCUGGUCAACCUGCGCAUUCAAAUCGCUCACGAGCAUCAUUUAAUUCAAGAUCGGGACGAACCAUCGGCCCAAUGGAGGUAGAUCGCACCCACACACGGAGGGAAAGGACGUUUGUAGGGAGCGAAUGUGCGGUUUGCGAGGAGCCCUUGGAACAUACCUUACGUGGCGAGCGAGUCCUGCAGCUUGCGUGCUCCCAUGUCUCGCACGAGGCCUGUUUCUAUGAAUUUUUGCGGGAAUGCGAUGGACAAUACUGCCCGACCUGCAAUGCGCCCUUGGCCUUGGACACAAGUCGCGGUGGAAAUGUCCUGGAUAUCGAGAAAAUCAGUAACAUCGUUCGUUCAGUGACGUCGCAUGAUGCCGCUACAGUACGCAGUGGCUUGUCAACAUCUACUCCCUGGGAGCAGAUCUCGAGUCGACGACCACCGAGUGAUUCCGGCAGCCGCUACACCUCGGGGACCCGAGAGCAACCACCUUACACCCCUUCAACAAGGGAGGCAUCUUACAACCCUUCAGCAAAAGAACCAUCUUACAACCCCUCGAGAGAUCCAUCUUACAAUCGGCGGGAUAGCCGUGAUACCAGCAGCCAUCGUGAGCGCGUAGAGCGAUUGACGGUGGGCUCCAACCCUCGUCAACCCCACUCCCGGAACGGCAGCGCGGCUGGUUCAUCGGGUGAAUACAAUGAAGGCCAGCACACUAGCACUGGGCGACGCCAUGAUUACGAUGUCCAAGCUAUGGAAUCAGACCUCAGUCCUCGCCCCGGAGUCGCCAAGAAUCCCAUUCCCGCGCCGAUGGUCACCGUUCGAAGCGAGUUUCCGACUAUGAAUCGAUCCCGCCAACAGCAGACCCUCACAUGUCUUAUUACUGUCGAGGUGCCUGAUUCCAAUUGGCGUCCCGAUUUGGAUGAUCUACGACACACGCCUUCGGGACAGUCGCAGCCGGAUGGGCCAUACGCGGGACGAUUUGGUGGUGGACAAGAUGCUCGAUCGAUUCAGUAUGAGCCAACGGAGAAUCUGGAAGAAGUGGCCGAGGAAUUGCGCAACAGGGUUGAUAACUGGCAUGGCCUUGAGUUCCAACGGUUUGGCAAGCUGCGUCUCCACGGACAUAUGCGCGUGGGCAAGGAUCGGGAUUCCUGGCAGGAGUUGGAAUGCUAUCUCUUCGGAGAGAUGUUGAUCUGUGUCAAGGAAAAAAAAUCGGCCGACCCGAACCAAUUCGACGCGACUGGGCGACGCAAGCCUGCUCGUUGCAGCCUCAAGGGGUCGAUCUUGAUAAAAAAGCAUUUAAAGUCUAUCGAGGCGUCGCCAGAUGAACCGAUUCUUUCCUUGAACCUUUCUGUUACCGAGCUGCCCUGUUUCUAUCUUCACUUCCGGAACCGCAACCAGCUUGAUACGUGGCGUCGGUCUUUGAUCGAUCUGCACCCAGAGGCCAUUUCACGUCAAAAUGACUACGAUUACGACAACUCGGGGGCGGAGGAGGAUGACUACCGUGGUAGCCGUGGAAUUCAACGACAGGCUUCUGUCAAUUCAUCGUACGGUGCAGGGAAAUCUAUCAAUACCGCCAUUACCGACUACACCAACCCCGAUGCAGAAUUCCCUUCCAUCAACACAGUUCAUAUCCCUCUCGAUCUUGUCGUGGUCAUUCCAGUAUCCUCAUCUAUGCAAGGGUUGAAGAUUACUCUCCUGCGCGAUGCCCUCAAAUUCCUUGUGCACAAUCUGGGCCCUCGGGACCGGAUGGGCCUGGUGACUUUUGGCUCAAGUGGUGGAGGUGUGCCCCUGGUGGGUAUGACCACCAAGUCCUGGGCCGGAUGGUCCAAGAUCCUCGAAUCGAUCCGGCCAGUUGGCCAAAAGAGUCUCCGUGCGGACGUGGUUGAAGGUGCCAAUGUCGCUAUGGAUCUUCUGAUGCAGCGUAAAUUUAACAACCCUGUCUCCACAAUCCUUCUAAUCAGUGACUCCUCGAUCUCCGACCCUGAAAGCGUGGAUUUCGUGGUCUCCCGCGCGGAGGCUGCCAAGGUCAGCAUCCACUCGUUUGGACUUGGAUUGACCCACAAGCCCGAUACCAUGAUCGAGUUAUCUACCCGUACUAAAGGGUCUUACUCCUAUGUGAAGGAUUGGAUGAUGUUGCGAGAAUGUGUCGCUGGAUGCCUGGGCGCGCUGCAGACAACCUCUCACCAAAACGUCAAGUUGAAGCUUCGCCUACCUGAAGGAUCGCCCGCCAAGUUUGUCAAGAUCAGCGGCGCUCUUCACACCACAAAGCGUGCAACUGGCAAAGAUGCCGAAGCCGCACUGGGCGAUCUCCGAUUCGGUGACAAGCGCGACGUGCUGGUUCAACUUGUCAUCCAACCCGACAAUGCUACGCAGGACAACAUGCCGCAAGAUCCGUGGGAGAGCCUGGUCUCCGGAUUGGAGGCUCUCGGCGGCGGCUCUGAUGGUGACGAAUCACGAGUCUUGAGUGUUGAGGAGGUUCCAUUGAUCCAGGCUGAUCUAACUUACGGCGACCUGCUCCGUGAUGGCCAUCUCACCCACUCUCCCCGCCCUUCACUCCUAGCCAUUACCAUGCUGCCAAUUAACCCUCGGGCCAAGGGCCAGCGAUCCUCGACCCCUCCAAUUCCUCCUCACCCCUCGAUCGUGCAGCGCCGCAUGGAGCUACUCACUUCUGACAUGCUGACCCGUGCUCUCACCUUGGUUUCUCGAGGUCAGCAUGAUCGCGCGAUGCAUCUCCUCAACGAAACCCGCAGCAUCCUCAAAGGCCUGGGCAAGGGUGGCCUACCACCUUUGCCUCCGGGUGCCUCUCGGUCCGACAGCGAUGCCGACAGCCGUGGUGACACCCCAGUCUCGGCCUCCUCUCCUAAAUCAUCUACCUUUGGUGGAACACAUUCAUCCGCAUCCGACACCAAUACCAUCACACCGCCCUCUGCGGUUGAUGCUCAGACGAUGCUUGCCCUGAAUGCAGAUCUGGAAGCGGCCCUGGAGUGGAUCAACCAUCCGGCAGUCUUUGGGCGGGAUUCACGCAAGGCGGUGCUACAAAGCAUUGGCGUAAUCUCCUCGCAGCGCGCCUACACUUUCCGCACUCCUUCCGAAGCCCAUUGGGCUCAACGUGUCUCCGGUGUGCGUCGGUUGACGGAACGAUCCCAAGACUGGCGUGAGACUGGCGACGAUGCUUUGACCGAGGAGUAG